Molecule: messenger RNA, 2070 nt
Organism: Fusarium venenatum
Lineage: Eukaryota; Fungi; Ascomycota; Sordariomycetes; Hypocreales; Nectriaceae
Source: RefSeq, a predicted model, not a curated record
AUGGCCUAUCCGUAUGACCGACAGUUUCGGCCUUCUUACACUGACGACAACUCCUCUUCUUCCAUUUUCAGAGUCCACAAUGGCGCGAACGAGUCCAAGAACACAUCCAACAUAGAAACGAGGUCUCUCGGCCACGAACAGACAAUGACGAAAGAUGAUGAGCACAGCAUACAUGAUAGCUGGAAGCGCCAUUUUAUGCCAGGCACAUUGUUUGCAGACAUCAGCUUAACUCUCCUUCCUGCUGCUAUCUUGGGACUCGCCCUGGCCGUCAUGUGCUUGGAUAAAACAGCUGUUGAGAAGGAGGUGCUUCAGAAAUGGGAUAAUGCCAUCACCGUGAUAGCAUCGGCUUUCCCAAUUUUAUUUGCCUCCGUCGCAAGUAGAAUGGUCUUCCAGGCCGCCCGCUGGAGGCUCGAAAAAGGUGCAACACUCAACCUUCUCGAACAGUUAAUCGGCAGUCGCACCGUCGGAUCCACGCUCGUUACACAAAUCAGCCUGAGGAGAUUUAAUAUCCUAGGCAUCUCUUUGCUCCUCCUUUGGUCCCUUUCGCCACUUGGGUCACAAGCCGCUCUUCGAAUGCUACGAACAAGACUUGAACCUGUGUAUGCAUCAUCCAACGUUCUCUAUUAUACGACGGAUGCCUCGUCUGUUUUUAGUAGCUCGACACUCGUCUCCCGCGGUGAGAUAGAUCAGUAUCGGUCGACUCAAUCGUUUAUGCAGACUAUGUACAAUUCGUUGCUGCUUGCUCCUCCAUCGGCUAAGAGUGAUACGAUGGACCUGUGGGGGAAUGUCAAAAUUCCCAGGCUAGAAGUGGACGGCGAUAGCGACGGAAGUUGGAAAAACGUUUCGUGGAACUCAGCACCAGAUUCUUACACCUCACUAGUAGGCUUACCUGUCACAAAUGUCACCCAAGGCAAUCUCACAUUCUCUCUUGAAUCAAGCUACAUCGACCUCGACUGCAAAAGAUUCAGCUACAAUAUCUCCGUCAUGAAGCAAAAGAUGUACAAAUGGGACUACUUCGACGGUAACAACAAUGGCUCUAUCCGGCUUCCCAACGGAACAUUCCAUGGAAUGAAUGGAACUACAUUACAGUCAGUAUGGAGUGUUGCUGUUGAUCGUUUUGUUGAUGAGUACUGGAACACCAAUGAUCGUUGUUCUUCAGUUGGCAAGGAAAGAGACUGCCAGAGUCCCAAACUGUUGGUCAACGAAAUAGACCUGGAUGUAACGCCCGCGCAGCUUGUCUUUGAGGCUUCAUUCCGAACCUCUCCCAAGCAAUAUGUUCCAUCAAUGCGCGUCGAGGCAGUCUGUGACGUACUCCAGCGCUAUGUCGAAUCUCGCGUCGCUUGUUCGCGGGCCGACUCUUCGUCGCCGCAAAACUGUACUGUCACUCAGCAGCGUUGGUCGCGCCAACCUCACGCUCCGGACGGUGUCACUAUGCUUUCGUUUCCUGAUAUCUGGAGCUGGGUGACGCGAGGCCUGCCUGUAGGAAUACAAGGUCAAAGCUAUGCCGAUACUCCGAUUCGGUAUCUCGAUAACCCCGCAGUUACAAGCUUUACUGUGGGCGAUGAGGAGGAAGAGGGGAAGCUGCUGAGCAACAUCACGGAGAAGCAGUUUGGUCGCCGCCUAUCACAGCUUCUGACCACAUAUGUCCUCUUAGGUCAGCUGAACCAGUACACGUCACAAGGAAGCAGUGACAUAGCUGCCAGUUUCGAACCAAACGUUACUGUCCCUGUCGAUGUCAGUACCCUGAAAGAGGUAUACGUUGUGCACUGGUCCUGGAUAGCCUUAUUCACUGCCUGUUGCGCUGUUCUUCUUGCGAGUGGUAUCACGGGGACCAUUUUUGCUCACCUGGCCUCUGGACCAGAAAUUCUGGGGUACGCCUCAUCUGUGGUGCGUGAUUCUAGAUAUGUGAGCCUUCCGCCUACUACAGGACAGAAGGAGGCUCUUGAAGUCACAAAAAUGAUUGGACAACAAAGAUUUAAGUAUGGUUAUACGAGUGCAACCUCAGAGGGACGGCCUUUGAUGGGAGUUGGGUUGGAGGAUCAAAUACAAGGGAUCAAGUACGAGAAGUAG